AUUAGUCAUAACUCAUAAUAGGAUGGUUAGUGUCCAGUUUGGUACAUUAUUGGGUUUGGUGAUUAGUCAUAACAGGUCAAGUAGCGCUCUUGAGAAAGGAUGACACCUCAUCUCUGAGGGCCCCAACCUCGACCGGACGGUACGUUGGGUUUAAGUUUGUUGUUUUAGAAAUAUACUAAGUAUUGAUUUUACUAAAUUUGUUAAAUAAGUUCGGUUUCAUUUGGUUGAAGUUUUUCGAUUUAAUACACCAAAUCACAUAUUGUUCGAUUUGUGAUAUCUAGGAGGGAUAACAACAAAAACAACAACAACAAUAUUAAAGGCUUAAUCUCAAAAGAUUUUGGAGUCGCGUAACAUGAAUCGAGAUAUAGACAUAAAAAGUUCUUGGAGGAAAAAAUGAAGAUAUAGACAAAAUUGGUCUUGCACUAGACUAGGGAUAUACAAGGUCCCAAUCCCAGGACCGUCCCGGAUCGAGACCGGUUAGUUCCUGGAAUUGUAUCGGGACCUUAAGUCGUCACAGUUCUGGGUUGAGACUUGAAAAGUUGAAAUCACAGUUAUAAGUCAUCUUUAACGUAGAAAACGUUUCAUCGGGUCAUCAUCAUCACGCCCCAUGCCAUCAUUGCCAUGAAAGAAAGUUGGGGAUUUAAUCCUCAAAACACAAUUACUGACGAUGUUAUGGAACAACUGUUGAAGCAACACCAGUCUUUUUCUUGCGCAAGCCACCAUUCUUGAAAUACGUGAUGCAGAAGAAGAGUUUGAAGAAGUAGAGGAAGAAGUGCAACAAGAAUUGGUCUCAUGCACAUUGACGACCAAGAAGGGUUCCAUGCCACGUAAGGAUGAGCAAGGGAGCGGCAUGAGUUCUUCCACACAAAUAGUUGAAGGGAAACGUAAUAAAAAAAAUACUCCCUACUCCAUAAGAUCUAAUUUAUUUCAGUUAAAGAACCUCGAAGAUGGCAUAUGGUAUCCAAAAUGCAACUAUUAUGGCCAAAUGAUAAACAUAGAGGCGGGAUGCAUGCCGAAAGAAAAGACAUUUAGAGCCCGUUUGGUAGCACGAAAAUCGGCUGAUUUGGCUGAUUCUGCUGAAAUUUAUAAAGUUCUGGCUGAAGUGGUUGCGUUGUCUGAUUCUGCUGAUUUAAGAAAAAAAUAUUUUUAAAAUAUAUUCUAUUAAUAAAACAAAGAAAAAAUUAUAUGUAAAAAUAGCUAAAAUGGUCAUCUACAGUAACUUCAGCCAAUACAGUCACAAAAGUAACUCCAACCUUACUUUUUCUGCUUAUUACACAAUUAAACGCGCGAAAG
Cuscuta europaea is the source of this 1293-nucleotide messenger RNA. The record is from the annotation of a GenBank genome assembly. Lineage: Eukaryota; Viridiplantae; Streptophyta; Magnoliopsida; Solanales; Convolvulaceae.